AUGGGUCAAGGCCAAUCUGGCAUGGGAGGCGGCGACGGCCGCGACGACAAGGACAAGAAGAAGGAUAAACCCAAGUACGAACCCCCCCCUCGGCCGACGACGCGGGUCGGCCGCAAGAAGAGAAAGGCCGGCGGCACCAGCGCCGCGGCCAAGCUCCCUGCCGUCUAUCCCACGAGCCGGUGCAAGCUCCGACUGCUCCGGAUGCAGCGGAUCCACGAUCACCUUCUGCUCGAGGAGGAGUACGUCGAGAACCAAGAGCGCCUGCGCAAGGCCAAGGCUGCCAAGGAGGGUCAGACCGCCGGCCCCGACGCCGACGUCGACCGGUUAGCCGACGAGCGCGGCCGCGUGGACGAUAUGCGUGGCAGCCCGAUGGGCGUGGGCACCCUCGAGGAGCUCAUUGACGACGACCACGCCAUCGUCAGCAGCACCACGGGGCCCGAGUACUACGUGAGCAUCAUGAGCUUCGUCGACAAGGACCUACUUGAGCCCGGCGCGAGCGUGCUCCUGCACCACAAGAGCGUCAGCAUUGUCGGCGUCCUGACGGACGACACGGACCCCAUUGUCAGCGUCAUGAAGCUUGACAAGGCGCCCACCGAGUCGUACGCGGACAUUGGCGGCCUGGAGCAGCAGAUCCAGGAAGUAAGGGAGUCGGUGGAGCUACCCCUGCUGCACCCGGAGCUGUAUGAGGAGAUGGGCAUCAAGCCGCCAAAAGGCGUCAUUCUCUACGGCGCCCCCGGCACCGGCAAGACGCUGCUGGCCAAGGCCGUCGCGAACCAGACGUCAGCCACGUUCCUGCGCAUCGUCGGCAGCGAGUUGAUCCAGAAGUAUCUGGGAGACGGCCCGCGGCUGGUGCGACAGCUUUUUCAGGUUGCCGGCGAAAACGCGCCGUCCAUCGUCUUCAUCGACGAGAUCGACGCUAUUGGCACAAAGCGCUACGAUUCAACUUCUGGUGGCGAGCGCGAGGUGCAGCGGACCAUGCUCGAGCUCCUCAACCAGCUGGACGGCUUCGACGACCGCGGCGACGUUAAGGUCAUCAUGGCGACCAACAAGAUCGACACACUAGAUCCCGCGCUGAUCCGACCGGGCCGCAUCGACCGAAAGAUUCUGUUCGAGAACCCCGACCAGAACACGAAGCGCAAGAUUUUCAACUUGCACACGUCGAAGAUGAACCUCAGCGAGGACGUGGACCUGGAGGAAUUCAUCUCGCAAAAGGACGACCUGUCCGGCGCCGACAUCAAGGCCAUCUGCUCCGAGGCGGGCAUGCUUGCCCUGCGCGAGCGCCGCAUGCGCGUGCAGAUGGCCGACUUUAGGUCUGCCAGGGAGCGGGUGCUGCGGACCAAGCAGGAGGGUGAGCCGGAGGGUCUGUAUCUGUAG
Messenger RNA from Purpureocillium lilacinum, 1374 nucleotides. Its product is annotated as ATPase of 26S proteasome regulatory subunit 4. The record is from RefSeq and is a predicted model, not a curated record. Gene Ontology annotation, biological process: proteasome-mediated ubiquitin-dependent protein catabolic process. Gene Ontology annotation, molecular function: proteasome-activating activity; ATP hydrolysis activity; ATP binding. Gene Ontology annotation, cellular component: proteasome regulatory particle, base subcomplex. Lineage: Eukaryota; Fungi; Ascomycota; Sordariomycetes; Hypocreales; Ophiocordycipitaceae.